Parasteatoda tepidariorum (common house spider) is the source of this 5986-nucleotide messenger RNA. RefSeq names its product centrosomal protein of 192 kDa. The record is from RefSeq and is a predicted model, not a curated record. Lineage: Eukaryota; Metazoa; Arthropoda; Arachnida; Araneae; Theridiidae. Gene Ontology annotation, cellular component: centriole; cytoplasm; pericentriolar material. Gene Ontology annotation, molecular function: protein kinase binding. Gene Ontology annotation, biological process: centrosome-templated microtubule nucleation; mitotic spindle assembly; protein localization to centrosome.
GUGAGGAGCAUUGAUCAGAAGUGAAAAGAAUGAUAAAGCGGAAUAUAUAAAAUCUUGACAAAACAAAUUUUUUUCUUUGAAUGUAAUCAAAUUAAUCAUUUUUUAUUUGGAAUUAUAGUGAAAAUGAAUUGAUGGUUUAAUAGUUUUAUAAGCAGUGCUACUAAGUUGAUUCUAAACAUGGAAGACCAGCAUAAGGGUUUCCUUGAUGAUACUUCAAUUUCAAAAACUCCACGGUCUCCACUGCUCUCAUCUACUGCUACUAAGAUCAAUUGUCGAAACUUUGAUGCGAAGAAUAAAAUCACAAAUGCUAUGAAUUCAUUUACUAUGGCAGAUGCAGCACUGAAUGAGAUUACUAAUAUUGCUCCGUUGAAAUAUAAAUUUGACAAAAUGGAUUCUUUUACAACGGAAGCAAAUUCCUCACUUGGAAUUCUUCAUAUGGAUAACUUUUCAGAUUUUACAGACACUUCACUCACAAUGCCAGAAAAUAUUUUGAAAUCUAAGAAAAAAUUGAGGAAAUCUAAAUUGCUAUCAAGACAAAAUAAUGUCCAUUUAGGAGCAGAGUCAGUAAUCUCAAAUGCUGCCAAAUCUGAUGCAGUCCCAACAUCAGAAGUUGACAGGGAAAGUUCAUCUGAUAUUGAAUAUGAUGGAACAAAUAUCCCAGAAUUGAACUUUGACUGUGAUAUUAGUAUUCCAACUGGUGAGACUGGAAAUAAUCAAGCAAAUGAUUUUAAUGUAAAUGAUGAAUGUAGUGAGAAAAUCAGUGAAUUUCUUCAGAGCUUGAAUAUUGAAAACAAAAGCUCUAUUGAAGCCCGGGAGUCAAUUUUUAAUACUCUUGAACCUGCAUAUGAAAGUCUUUUUAAGGAAUCUGAGGAUAAAGAGCUUGCUGAUGAUUAUAUUGAUUUUAAAUCUCCAGUUGUAGAUUCAAUUCUUCUGAGAGACCAGCUUGAAGAAGAGACUUUUCUUCAAAAUCUUAAAAAAUUGAGCUCCUCCCAGAUUAUGCCUGCAUUUUGUCCUGAUGAAAUAUCUGCACGUUCUUCGUCUUUAGGGUCUCCAACUGAUAAACUAACUAGUUUUAGUUCAAGUGUAAAUAUUGAUUCAUGUUUCGAUGAUCCAAAAACAGGUGGUCUAUUGGAUAAUAAAAGUUAUGAUACAUCAUGCUAUGGCAGUGCUGGCACUGAACUAAGUGUAUCUGUUUCUGCCACAUCUCCAUAUGGUUCAUUUGUAUCAGAAAAGGAUUUACCUUGUAAUGAACUUGGAAUAGGACUGGAUACAGAUAACAAAUUAGGAGCUAGUAACUUUUUCAGUACUUCUAAUCUCUUUUCCAGCACCCAAUUCGGUAUUUCCGAUUCAGAAUUCAUGAAACCUGAUGAAGUAAACGAUUUGCUGAGGGAAGAUGAGGAAGCAUUAAGGAAAGAACAAAUGUUUGAAAUAUCUUCAGUAUCCAAAUCAAGUGAAAGUUCAGAUCAACAGCCAGAGGAUUCUUCUACCAUAUCUUGGAAUUUAGAAUUGCAGAACAGUCACGGUCAUCAAGUUUCCAUUGGUGCUCUUUUUGGUCCAUGCUCUGAGAAUGUUGGAACCUUAUCAGAUGAUUCUCAUAGAGAAAGACCAUAUUUUGGUACAACUGUAUCAACACCUACAAAAUGCUAUCCUGAUAUUUCCAAGAACUCUAAUUUUGGAGAACUUUCUGCUGAAAUCUCUGGGUCUACAAUGUCUGCAAUGAAAAGCAUUCUAUCAUCUGAAAGCAUUCCUUCUGAAUCAAGUCAGUUUUGUCGAGAUAUUGGUCUGUCUGAUAUUUUGGAGGGAGAUUCCACUUUUCGGCCAUCAAGAUUGGCCUCUAAAAUAUUCGAGAAUUACCGUCCUGUGCACAACUCUACCUCCAAUGUCACAUCCCAUUCUGAAAAGGGAUCUCAAGAAGAAAAUGGCUAUGAAAUACUGAAUUCUGUUUCAUUAACUUCGGCUACUCCUUCCCCUAAUGAUACUCUGACUGUAGUAGAGCAGGACAACACCACAAUUCAGAACUCUCCAAUAAGUAGAAAUCAAUCUCUCGUAUCUCCUUCUGUAAAUAGCACUUUAACUGAAUUACGACAACCUAAUGACAACCCCCUGUUAAAUAUCUCCAAUUCAGAUGCAGUAAGUGAUGCUGGCAUAAAAAUGGAUGUUAAGUCAUCUUGUCCAAAUUGCCAGUUUUCCUUUCAGAAUACUACUUCUUCUACAAGACCAUCUUCUUCAUGCUCUAACUGUCCUAGUAUUCAGUUUCCUAAUCAUCCCGUCUCUGUUCAAACCCAAAACUUUUUAAAUGGUCCCAGCAAUUGCUUUCAUAAUGGCAUGUUAUAUAAUGCAACGUAUGGAGCUGUGCAACCACCAAUGAUGUCUUUCAUAUCACCUCUUCAAGCUGGACUCAGUAGAUACAAUCCUUAUCAUUUACAAGGUUUGCAUAAUAUAAAUUCUGUUCAAGGCCCUGAAGAAUUGCAUUAUCCAGAAAAAUUGUCCAUUGGCAUUACGAAACUUUUAAAGUUACCUGUCCAAAAUAUGCUGAAUGUACCCUGUUUUUACGAAGUCUCUUGUGUUGCAGCCACUGUGGAUGAUAUGCCUGUUACCAUACACCUUUUAGGAAUUAAUUUACCUCCAUUUGUCAAGUGCAAUGAUGGAGGAGCCACUGAAAUUGAGAUCACACUUUCACCUAACUAUGAAGGCAAAAUUAGAGCUGAGCUUUCUGUGGGCAUUCUUUAUGAAAAAGCAGUUCCAUUGAAAACAACACUUAAAUAUGAAGUUCUGAGACCAUCAAUAAAUAUUUCAAGUAAAGGAAAGGACUCUUUGAAUUUAGGCCCUGUUAUAGCAGGUAGUACUGUUAUUGAAUAUGUUACUGUUGAAAAUGCAUCUGAGGUCACUGUUCCAAUACACCUCAAUUUAUCCAAUGGCUUGGGUAGCAUGAGAGUAAGCUUUUGUGAUAAUCAAUUGAAACAUCAAAAAGGAGUGAAAAUUGUGUCUCCGACAUCUAUGUUCUAUGAAUUUCCUCGGUCACAUUCUGGUUUACAAGCAUCUCGUUUAGAUAUACCUUUUGUGUUUGAGGCUGGUAACAGUGACUUGGAUGUUAAUUUCACUCUCACUGCAGCUAUAGAAAAAGAAACUACAAAGGAAGUUUUGUCAUCCUUCAUUAUAUCAGCAUCUGUUAGAGUUACUAGGCUUGUACUAUCUGAUCCAUCCCAGAAUCCACUACGCUUUCACAUACGAGAAGGAAUUGUUUUAAAGAAAUCUUUAAUGGUCAGGAAUCAAGGCCCUCUGCAUGUAACUUAUGACCUUCAUAUCGAAGAAGAUCCAAACACAGUUUCAGUCUUCCCAAGCACUUUAUCUCUUCAACCGUCUGAGACUGCAACAAUUUUCAUCACUUUCUCUUCAUCAAUAGUUCAGGAAGCUCAAUAUUCACUGAAAGCAGCAGCUCAACCUCAUGGUCAAGUUUUUAAAGUUGUGGACAUCUUUGGAUCUGUUCGAUCAAUCCAAAAUCCAAGGCAUUCACUUCCAAGAGAACAACCUGGCAGCAGAAGACAGUCUCAUUAUGAAUGCAAAAACAUAGUUGAAGUAAAUAAGAAGUACCUUGCCUGGGGUGGAGUUGAUAUUGGUCUUUCUGUAAUGAAAAACUUUACCCUACGCAAUGCUUUGAGUCGGCCACUCCGGUUGAAAUUAUUUGUUAAAGAAGCCUCACAAAGCUUUCAGCUGUUGAACCAAAAUAAUGAAACUUCUCAAACAAUUACUCUUGAUCUUGAAGCAAAAGAAGAAAAACCUGUGAGUGUUGUAUUCUCUCCAAACAUGGCUGUUAUCUGUUCUGGGAUUCUUGGAAUAAGACCAACAUAUGAAAAUACGAAAACCUCGUUUUCUAUACCUGUGAGUGGAUAUGGUGGAUUAGGUAAAUUGAAAGUUCUUGGUAUUCCUGAGAGAGAGGGAAUAGGAUAUUGUUUAGAUAUGGCAGUUACAAAUGGGAAACUUACAUUUUAUAAUAUUCAUCUUCAGAAUACUGGUGCAAGAGCCAUAUUUGUCAAAAUUGUUUUAUCAAGUGGUGGAGCAGAUAAUUACACUGAGAGGAUUUCAGUGCGACCUUCAGAAUUUGUUAUGAUGGAAAAUGAAAAUAAGGUGGUUGUUAUUAGCUGCACUUUUUCUGCAAAUUUUUUAUCUUGGAACAGUUCAAACUUAGGAAUCAUGACUUUAAUUUACGGAGAUGAAAUCAUGAGACAACAGCUUCGCAGAUAUGAAGUAGAUAGAAAGCAGGCUGAAGUUUUGGGUGUUGACUACUAUCCAGGGAUAAAAUUUACUUCCUACUUUGAAGAAGAAGAAAAAGUUCCAACUGGUUCUUUAUGCCAAAGUACUCCUAAAGAUGCCUCUCUCUUUGCUUCUAAUUUAAAAAAGACUAUUAUUCAUCUGAACCCUGUAAGCCAAGACAUGAGUUACAGUCGUAUAAAUUUUGAGGCACUCUCAACUAUUGAAAAUGGCUUUGCAAGCAUUUUGGGACAGUCAGCAACAUUUUCUAAGAAGCCUACAACUUUUCUGGAAGCUCAUUCACCUCCACAAAAAGAAUCCGCUAUUGACCAGCAGUGCCGGCCACAAGAACUUUUCCCUUUUGGUCAACUAAACUUGGAGAAAGAUUCUGCUAGUGUGAAAAAUAGCAGGGAUAGUUUGAUUAGAAAACCAGAAGAACAAUCUUCUAGUGCAGAAAAUAGCAGGAAUAGUUUGAUUAAGAAAUCAGAAGAACAUUCUUUUAGUGUAGAAAAUAAAGGAGAUAAUUGGACAAUUAAACCAGAAGAAUUAUAUCUUGAUAGUUCAUCAAAAGAUGUUCGAAUUGCUGUGACCAACCAUUCAAAGAAAGAUUUAAAAUUCCGUGUGGAAUGCCCUAUCGAUGUAAUAACUAUAUCGCCCUUAAGUGGAAUCGUACCUGCCCAAGGUGAAAUUGGUUUGCGGUGCAGAGUAAUUCCUAAUAGCAUUGAUAAAAACUCUUUCAAUGGAGAUCAGUAUUUACGAAUUAUCUGUGGAAGUUCUGAAAAGAGUGUACAUGUCAAAAUCGCCCUGGAUCCAAAGAAGCAAAAGGAAACUUUAAGGCUAAGUUUAAACUCUGAUAGACUGAAUUCCUCACAAACCAGAACUUCACAAGAUUCUAGUGCAGCAUCUUCCAAAAGUGACAAAACUGGAGUUGCAUCGCCUGUUCGAAACAUUAUCGAUUUCCCAAAGGAGAUUACUCUGCCCACAACUGAACCUGGAGACACGUCGGAAACUUCCCUAGCCUUUCAAAACACUACCAAAAAUAGUGCACAUUGGAAAAUAAGUGCUGCAACUAUUUUGUUUUCUGAGACAUUUGAAAAUAACUGCAGUGGAGAUAUUUUGAAAAUCCACCCAACUUCUGGGGUUUUGAAUACCAUGGAAACUUGUACUGUAAUCAUCAGAUUCUCGCCUAUAUCUCUUGAGAGUUAUUCUCAAUUCUUUCAGUUUUGUAUAGAAUCUGAGAAUGAACAGAAAGAAAAAUGUGAUUUCAAAAUCUCUGGAAAGGGUGCUAUUAAUAUACCUUCAUCAGAAGAAAAGGUUAUUACUUCUUUGAACAGCAACAUAAAAGGAACUAGCCAAUCUAAAAACAGCCUUAAAACUGGUGUCUACCUUGAAAGUGAUAUUUGUAAAUUUCUGUCUGUAUCUGCUGGAAAAUCCAGUCACGCUUAUGUGACCUUAAAAAAUUUCACCGAUCAAGAUGUCCCAAUUACUAUAAUUAAGCCGAGGCCCCCUUUUUCUGUUCGGCAAUCAUCAGUAAUUGUAAGGUCCAAAAAAUUCUUAAAGAUUCCUUUCUUGUUUAAACCUACACGUCCAGUUCAAUUAUACGAAGAUGACGUCAUUUUCCAACGUGAAAGCUGUGAUAAUCUAAUUUUAAAACUUAAAGGAUUCUGCUUUUAAGAAGAAUUUUAAUCAAAUUAUUUAUUUUAUAAAACUUAUAUUUUUAUAGGUGUUUGAUGUUUUA